Penaeus monodon (black tiger shrimp) is the source of this 526-nucleotide messenger RNA. RefSeq names its product proline-rich proteoglycan 2-like. The transcript is spliced from 4 exons. The annotation marks the transcript as partial. Lineage: Eukaryota; Metazoa; Arthropoda; Malacostraca; Decapoda; Penaeidae. The record is from RefSeq and is a predicted model, not a curated record.
AUGGGCCCCAGACACGGCCCGGGCCCCGUCAACCAUGCAAGAAGGCCACCCGCCAUCGGGGGCCCCCAAAAGGCCAUCGCGAAGGCCCAUGGCACCGCGAAAGACCUCCGCCCAGGGAGUCGCCUCAGGCAGCCUCGUUUACCGAUUUCCCUGAAGGGAUGGACGUUUAAACCGGGGCGGCACACUAGCCCCACCCAUCCCCCUGAAAAGGGCCCGAGCAGGGGGCCCAAACGUGGUCGUGGUCAGGGUGAGGGCGGCGAGGCAGGUGGGAGUCCCGUGUUCCUCCGACUAAGGGCCGCUGGCCAAACUGCCUCCGACUUCCUCUUCAUUGGAGGGGAACGAGGUUCUCCGAGGGCGGGGUCUCCGGGGGGCCCUUCCGGGGGGGACCUCAAAGGGGAACGAUUGAAACCCGUCCCGUCGAGGGGGAAGCAGGAGGAACCCUUCAAAAGAAUCCCCCAUCCCCCCGGGCCCGGGCAACCCCCCACGGGGGCCUUAAAUGGCCUCCACAAAGCUUUCGGCCCUCCCA